CGCCCUGCGACGGGCCUCCCGCUUCUCUCGGGCCCCAGGCACCCACGGAGGCACUGCAGCUUCGGGGCGUUCUGUGAGUGAAGGCCGCUGUAGACAAGCAGAGGCUACAGCCCCAGACCCCCGGGCCUGAGGGAGCCCCCGGAGGACCAUGAAUGAGGCGAAGGAAUCGCUGCGGAGCAUCGAGCAGAAGUACAAGCUGUUCCAGCAGCAGCAGUUCACCUUCGUGGCGGCGCUGGAGCACUGCCGGGAGAACGCCCACGACAAGAUCAAGCCCAUCACCAGCAUCGAGCAGGUGCAGAGCUACACGGAGCACUACUGCACCAACUCCACAGACCGCCGCAUCCUGCUCAUGUUCCUGGACAUCUGCACGGAGCUGAGCAGGCUCUGCCAGCGCUUCGAGACCCUGCACCCAGGCACCCCGAUCACCAAUAGCUUCCUGGACAAAUGCAAGACCUUCGUGAGCCAAAGCAAUGACCUGAGCAGCCUGAGAGCCAAGUACCCCCAUGACGUGGUGAACCACCUGAGCUGUGACGAGGCCAGGAACCACUACGGGGGCGUGCACGCCACCCGCCACCCCUGGCCUACGCAGCGGCUCCGUCUUUCUCGACAGCAACACCAGGAACCCGUGCUGCUGCCAACGGGCCGCCUGGGCGUGGAGCUGUGGCUGCUGCCCCGCUGUCAGUGA
Myotis davidii is the source of this 685-nucleotide messenger RNA. RefSeq names its product chromosome unknown open reading frame, human C9orf9 (gene SPACA9). Lineage: Eukaryota; Metazoa; Chordata; Mammalia; Chiroptera; Vespertilionidae. Gene Ontology annotation, cellular component: sperm flagellum; ciliary base; acrosomal vesicle. The transcript is spliced from 5 exons. The coding region runs from base 149 to 685 and encodes 178 amino acids. The record is from RefSeq and is a predicted model, not a curated record.